AUGUCUACAAUCUCGGAACAGAUUCAAACCAGAAACACAAUACACUUCCGAUCAGUGGAGCCGACUACCCUCCGGCCUCCCUCGACGGUGGCUCCUACCUCGCGCUCCGAUUCCAUUGAACUCGUCGACUACCACCCUCCCUCCCACGCAGCUACCACAAGCGCAUCUGGCCCCGCUCGCUCAGACAAUUAUCAAUAUAGCGCUGGGCGGUUAGACCCUGCCGCCAACUCGCAGCCGCUUGCGGAUCUUGAUAUAGUUGAGGAGUCGCAGGAGAAGACAUUAGUACUUGACCAGCCGAAGGGCUCUCUUCGGUUCUGGGCUGAGGCUCUCCGACGUCGCGCUCAUAACGCAUCGCACGGGAACGUCGAUCCGCAUUCCAAAGCCAAGAUGAAGUUCUCGCAUAGUAUCCAGUUUAAUGCUGUGCCUGAUUGGAGCUCGAACUACAUCGCGUACAGCAAUUUGAAGAAAUUGAUCUACGCCCUUGAGAAACAGGUCAAUCGCAUUGAAGGACCGGCGACCACAGAUGUAGAGUCUGCUCCGCUGCUGGGCGAUGCUCAACCGAGUAACCCAGAUGCAAUCUUCAAACGGUCUCUUGAUGUCGAGAUGGAAAAGAUCUGUUCCUUCUAUCAGAAGAAGGAGGCGGAGAUUUUUGAACUCGCAGAUGAGCUCAUAAAAGACGCCGAUGUAUAUCUCUCCGAGACAGAUGGUGUCAACAUGGACCCCGUUAGCGAGACAAUCGUCAAGACAAGCUCCCGCCGCGGCAAUGGUACUGCCUCGGUCCCGCGCCGGCGGUCCAGUGCUGUGAGCAAUGACUCGAUGGCGGACGACGAAGGAGAAGGUGGUGAUAGCGACGACGACCGGUCCCCGAUGGCCCUCCCACAGCGCCGGAGAUUGCUGCAGUCGAUCGAUGGCGAGUCUGGCACGGACGACCACUACGGUGAUAUGGUAGACUCUUCCUACUUUGGACCGUCGACCACCCGUGAACCGCACGAGUCGCACUUCAACGACGAGGAUUUCCUCGCUCUUUACAAUACCGGCAUAUCGUUGAAGAGGCGCCUGAUCGAAUGCUACGUCUCACUCUGCGAACUUCGCUCCUUCAUCGAGCUGAACAAGACUGGUUUCGCCAAGGCCCUGAAGAAGUAUGACAAGACCUUGGACCGCAGCCUGCGCCGAGACUACCUAGCCUCUGUUGUCCAUCCCGCGAGACCUUUCACCGAAAGCACCAUGGCUGAAAUCGAUCGGCGUAUUGAGAACGUGGAGGGUGUGUACGCGGGCAUCGUCACGAAAAACAACAGGCAGUUUGCUAGACGCGAGCUGCGUCUGCAUCUGCGUGAGCAUGUCGUCUGGGAGCGCAACACCGUCUGGCGUGAGAUGAUCGAGAUCGAACGUCGUGCGCAGGCCGCCAAUGUUGGUAUUCGUCACACCCUCCUAGGUGGCGAUGAGGACCCGUCCACUGCACGGCGCCAGGGUGACAAGAGCGAGAUCCGCACUCAGGAGAUGUCAACGCCACUUGGUCGGUUCCAGUUCCCGUUGUGGCUCUGCAGCUUGAGCUUUGGUACGCUGGUAUUUAGUAUCGCCGUCUUCGGCGCAAUGCUUUCCAUCAAGGUGAUGGACACUCCCGAGGAGCAGAACUGCUUGGCUAUGUUGGUCCUCGUUAGUAUCUUGUGGUCCACCGAGGCUAUUCCGCUGUUCGUCACUUCGCUUCUUAUCCCAUUCCUAGUCGUGACUCUAGGCAUCAUGCGGUCAGACGAGGAGCCUCAGGUGCGAUUGGGACCCAAGGAAUCAGUCGGCAAGGUGUUCUCGGCGAUGUGGACUCCUGUGAUUAUGCUGCUCCUAGGUGGCUUCUCAAUCGCAGCGGCGCUGUCCAAGCACGAUAUCGCACGGCGCAUGGCCAUGUUCGUGCUAAGCAAAGCUGGAUCGAAGCCAUCUGUGAUGCUGUUGACCAACAUGUUUGUGAGCAUGUUCCUGAGCAUGUGGAUCAGUAAUGUUGCGUCUCCCGUGCUCUGCUACUCGAUCAUCCAACCUUUGCUGCGCAACAUGGCUCCCGAGUCAGACUUCGCCAAGGCACUCGUUCUGGGUAUCGCGUUAGCCGCCAAUGUCGGCGGCGCAGCGUCCCCGAUUGCCUCGCCGCAGAACAUCAUUGCCUUGCAGAACAUGCAGCCGAACAUCAGCUGGGGCACAUGGUUCUUCAUCGCACUGCCCGUCUGCAUCAUCUCCAUCCUACUAAUUUGGGUUCUGCUGCUGGUGACAUUCCGCCCGGGCCGAAACGCAACCGUGAUACCCAUCCGCCCCGUCAAGGACCGCUGGACCGGCAUGCAGUCCUUCAUCAGCAUCGUCACCCUCCUGACGAUCGUCCUCUGGUGCGCAAGCCACCAGCUCGAGCACAUCUUCGGCGACAUGGGCGUCAUCGCCAUCAUCCCUCUCGUCAUCUUCUUCGGCACCGGCAUCCUCAACAAAGAAGACUUCAACAACUUCCUCUGGACAAUCAUCAUCCUCGCCGCCGGUGGUCUGUGUCUAGGCAAGGCAGUCACCUCAUCCGGCUUGCUGCACACAAUCGCCAUGGGAAUUACCGCCCGCGUCGAGCACCUCAGUCUGUACAGCGUCCUCUUGGUAUUCUGUUCUCUCAUCCUUGUUAUGGCAACCUUCAUCUCGCACACAGUCGCUGCACUUAUCAUCCUCCCGCUUGUCCGCCAGAUCGGCGUUAGCAUGGAGAACCCGCAUCCUAACUUGUUGGUCAUGGCCAGUGCCUUGAUGUGCUCUGUUGCGAUGGGUUUGCCCACAAGUGGUUUCCCUAAUAUGACUGCUAUCAUGACCGAAGUACCCCAAACCGGCCAACGAUAUCUCCAAGUUCGCCAUUUCCUCACUCGCGGCAUCCCAGCCAGUCUCAUGUCCUUUGUGGUUAUUGUCACACUUGGAUAUGGACUGAUGUAUGUUGCGGGGUUGUAG
This is a messenger RNA of Penicillium samsonianum, 2946 nucleotides long. Its product is annotated as putative plasma membrane phosphate transporter Pho87. The coding region runs from base 1 to 2946 and encodes 981 amino acids. Lineage: Eukaryota; Fungi; Ascomycota; Eurotiomycetes; Eurotiales; Aspergillaceae. Gene Ontology annotation, biological process: monoatomic anion transmembrane transport; polyphosphate metabolic process; phosphate ion transport. Gene Ontology annotation, molecular function: phosphate transmembrane transporter activity. The record is from RefSeq and is a predicted model, not a curated record. The transcript has 5 exons. Gene Ontology annotation, cellular component: membrane.